UUGACAAUUCAUUUGUUGUGAAAAUGGCGACUACCGGGGUUGGUUUUCGGUGGUUGGAUAUAUUAGAAAAGGAAUUUGAUAAAGCAUGUGUGGAAUUAGAUACAUCUUUAUCGGAGUUGGAGACUGAGGAGCCAGAGGUGGUGUUCAGUGCCCGUCAGAAGAUUGCCACACUUGGCUCAUGCUUCGCACAACUCACGCAUAAGGCUCUCACUAUAUUCCAGAACAGCGCCAAACUUGAGGCUGAGCUGGUCGACAUGAGGGCGGAAUUAGUGCAGGCUCGAGCGGCUUCCGCUGGUGGCAUGCAAGACGCGGGCGACGCGGCGGGUAACGUGCCUGACGCGGCGCGCGCGCGCUCUGAGGCGGCGCAGCUGGCGCGGGAGAACGCUGCGCUCAGGGAGACCGUGCUCGCGCUACACUCCGAGCUCUUCGGCGCUAGGUUAGCAACGAAAUACUUAGACAAGGAGUUGGCGGGUCGGAUACAGCAGUUGCAGCUGCUCGGCAGAGACAUGCGCGCCGAGGUGCGGGAUUCUCUGUGGGCCCAGGUGGAAGCGGAGAUCCUGCUGCAGAGGCACAAGACUCUAGUGCGCGUGUGUCGCGGGCUGUCCCCGCGCCCGCCGCGCCCCGCCGCGCCCUCGCUGCCCGGCGGCCGAGCGAGACCGCGCACUGUGCGAGUGAGACGCUCGCCGCACCUCGGGCUCGGUAUCUCCAUCACUGGCGGGCGCGAGCACGGCGUCCCGAUCCUGAUCUCGGAGCUGGAGGCGGGCGGGCCGGCCGCGCUGACGGGCGAGCUGUUCGUCGGAGACGCCAUCUUCGCCAUCAACGACCACGACCUCACGCAGGCUUGCCACAAGGAAGCGGUGCAAGCUCUGCAGAGCGUGAAGGGCGACUGUCAGCUUUGCGUGCAGUUUAUCGCCACCGACGACGACGAACGACUCUCUGAUGACAAUUACAGGUUCCCGCUGUACCCGGAGGAGGCGGUGUGCUGCGGCCCGCAGGACGGCGCCGGCGCCACGCCCACGGCGCCGCGCACGCCCGACUACAACCACAGGGCGGACUCAGAAGCGGAGUCGCUGAGUUCGUGCGGCGGCGCGGGCGCAGGCGCCGCGGCCUACCCGGACUAUAACAGCAUCAACAACAACCUCAACAUAUUGGACAUGGACGAUGACUCCAUCAAGAUCGAGACCCGUCUCGAGGUGGUGCGGCUGUCGCCGGCGGCGGGCUCCCCGGCCGACACGCCGGUGCACGCGCGGCGCGGCGGCAAGAAGAAGCGCAAGCCCGACUGGCGCACCAAGGGCGCCUACAGGGCGCUGGACGACGCGCACUCCUCCGACGACCUCGGGGACCUGCACCAGCAGUCCCCGCCGCACGACGCAGCUGCCGGCGCUGCCCGCGGGGCGUCGCCCGCUAUGAUCCUGCCGCCGCCGCAAGAGGUCGUGCUCCCGCCCCUCAUACUGGACCGCGACAAGAACAAGCACAACGGCGACGGGAAAAUAACAGCUAGGAGGGAAAGCAAAGGGUUCCGGAUAGGGUCUGCGCGGCGGGUGGUGGAGCACGCGCUGACCAACGGGGCGGGCGAGGCGGCGCGGCGGGCCGGCCUGCCGCCCGCGGGGGACGGGGACCCCGACUUCGGCACGCCCGUGUGAGGCCGGCGGCCGCCAGGGGCCUGGCUAGGCCCUGCACAUUACAUUAACAACACUUACACAAAACGUGUGCAUCCCACAUGUACCUACUACUUUGUUUUUGUCCGCAUCUCUUACGCGAUAAAGCCAAUAGAAUACAUUUUUACUAGUAUCUCGCGUAACUGGCAGCAUUACAUAAGCUCACGAAUAUAUCCCAAUUGAAGAUAAACUAAGCACCCACCAACCAUAGGUGCUGAGCCGUAUCGCCGUCUAUAAUGGGCCCAAUAACCGAUAGAAUCGAUAUAUUUGUCACCUCACGCGACGGCUGUCGUUUUGGAAACAUUUUGUUUUACUAUUUCUCCUGAUUUUACGUUCCGUACGCGCAGGAGCAAAAUAUGAAUAAUGUUUCAUAAAAGAACAUUUAGCGACAACAACAAAAAUGUGCAAAGAAACAAUGUUUUGUGUACGUGUUUAGUAUAAUGUGUACACUCGCAGGAGACAGUUUAAAACUCGAGGCGAUCCCAUAUAGAAUUUACAUUUGAUCUCGAUCUUGGAGUUUCCAAGAGUAUUUAGAAAUAGAAGAGCUAGCAGUUAAAAUUGACUUCCAACGUCGAUAUCAAAUUUUGAAAAUUAUGGGGCCGGUAUUACUUUUACCGUGCAUCCACACCGCAGUUAACUUUUGUGGAGCAACACAAUGCAACACGGUAACAUUAGGUAACUAUCUGUAACUUUUGUGGCUUUAUAAAUAACUUUUUACUGUCGGUUGUAGCUGAGUAACAUUUGAAAACGUUGAUCUACAAAAAGUAACUGCAGUGUGGAUGCGCGGAAACGAUAACAUUUCGCAACAUUUAAUAACUUUUUGUAACUGCGAUUAAUUGUUGCUGUUUGUCAAUUGUACGUUAAAGGACACGGCAACAUUUAUUAACAGACAAUAACUUUUUGUUAUAAGAUGUUGCUCAUUAAUAUUUGGAAACAUUACCUUCUACAAAACCAUUCACCAUUGAGUGACGCCUCGAAUUUUCAAACCAAAGCUUCUUGAUCUGUCCUAUGUUUCACGACACUAGUUAGCAUCUAUAGUAUAAGGUCAAUAAUAAUCUACAAUGGUUCUACACCCGAUGGCCUUAUUUGUACAAAAAUAAAUGUAAAAAUCAAGUUUGUGGAGAUAAUGACACCAGCGAUAGCCAUACUUCUUUCCUGAAAUUGUUGUGUGUCGAUGGUAAAUAAUUACUGUAAUUAUAUUACUUGCCUUGGGCAAGUAGCGCCGUUGGCCUAAGAAUCCAGUUUUAUAGAAAUAUUAGUAAACCAAUCUCGAAUUACUGAACGUAUUAACUAAUACUUUAAUACUUUAGUAUUCAGACAGCUAGACAUUUUUCAACGUAAUAUUUAUUAUUUAAAGAAAUCAUGUAUAAGUAAAUAUGGUCCCAAUGUCGAGAUCGGUUUAUUCAUGACAUGUAGUGCUUUUUCUGUUACACAGAGUUGCGUUCGGUGCUUACAGGUUUUUUACAGGUCACAGACUGAAUAGUGAACUAGUAGUGUUUUGCCUAAUGCGGUAGCUAGUUGUCAUAGUAUUAGAGAGCAGCAAUCGAAUACCGGAGUUCAAAGCUAACUGUGAAGUAAAACAAGCACAAAAUACGCUGAUUUUCGAUACGUUCUAUACAAAUGUAUAUCAUGUGCUACCUUAUGUUUUGUAUAUUAGUUAUAUUUGUAUAUAAUUUUACAUUGUUGUGAAAAAAUGUACUUUGUGUCCAGCACAAAGAUUAUAUCAUUAUUUUACACGUUUUUAGACUUAUGGUGAGCGAUUUUGUAUAUAUUUAGUUAUAAUUUAUUUUUAUAUAGUUUCUUUUUGUUGUAUUUUAUGUAUAAUAUAUGCUGCGUAGUUUUAGUUACACAUUUUACAUUCCUAUUGUAUUUUUAAAACUAUUCAUAUGAACUUAAAUUAUCGGAUUUGAUGCCAUUCUGUUGUGGUGUCAUAAUAAAAGUAAAUUGGAUUCAAAAUUGAUCUCGGUUUUGUCAAAGUGUAGGUUUUUAAAUUGUCUUAAAUAAUAGAUUAAUUUAUUGCUUGUAUAAAACGUAUACUUAUGUAGUAAAAAAAGCGAUUUAUAGUUAUAUACCAUUAUAUACGUUUAUCUUUAGUGCGACAGAUUAACAGUUGUAUUAAAAGUAUUAUGAGGUAUCAGGGCUUGAAAGCGUUUAAAGUGUACAAGGUUACGCUACCAUUGUUAUACCGGUAUGAAAUUACAUUCGUAAAACGGUAGCAUAACCUAAACCACACGUAUCUAACCGCUUUCAAGCCCUGUUAUGUAUACUACUCGCAGAGUAGGUCUCUCUCUAUUGGAUACCUAUUACGACACUGCCAAUCUUUUGAAUGAGCCGCUACUUGUAAUUAAAUUAGCGAUGAAACUGCAUCCAUUUAGAUAAUAAUUUUACGUUUAGUCGUGUGUACUCCAAUAGCGAUACGGACAUUGAUAGAUGCAGUGCCAUCGUCCUAGCGAUCGCUAUCACGAGCCCGAACUAAUUAAGGCUAAAAUUAAAUACAUAUCAUCAGAUUUGUGUUACACGUUACAAAUGUUUGGACAACUGCCAAUCGGACAAGGCACGAUGUCAACAAGUAAAUACCAUCAUAUUACUGUACAUCUAUCUAUAGUGUAGUACUACAAUAGCAGUCACUAAUGCGGUUAAUCAUCGUAUACAUUUAUUCCUUUUUAUGUAAAAAGUGUAAAGAUGAAAAGCUAUCAUAAACAUCGAUUAGUAUUCUCAAAGAGUUAUAUGCCAUUUUUAUGACUUUCUUAAAAUGUAGAGCCCCUCAUUUUAAAAUGUUUACUACUUGUUGGUACUAUUGGUCGUAAAUUAUGUGCAUUGUACUUAUUUGCUAUUCUUUACUUCGUAAAUUCUGUCUUGUAAAGCGAGUUACCUAGUGACGUGAUGUGUGACGAUGAGAUUUAAAGAAAUAAAGUGAUAAGCAAGAUUUCAAUAUUUUUGUGUUUAUGUGACGAAUGUUAUGUUCUAGGGGCUAAUAUUAAUUUAGGAUGAUGGCUUUUAUUAUUAAUAGUUUCAUUCUGACUGUACCUCGAAAUAAAUUGUUUUUGUAUCUGUAGGUACUAAACAUUCCAUGCGCUUGCGACGCACGUUCUAUUGCCGCAGUGCAGUUUGAUUUUCGUAUUUUCAGGACAAUACGCCUAUGUAUUAUAAUUAAAUGAAAUAAAAUUUGUAUUUAUGAAACAAGUGUA
Messenger RNA from Pectinophora gossypiella (pink bollworm), 4846 nucleotides. Its product is annotated as Golgi-associated PDZ and coiled-coil motif-containing protein-like. Bases 24 to 1643 code for a protein of 539 amino acids. The transcript has 13 exons. Gene Ontology annotation, molecular function: transmembrane transporter binding. The record is from RefSeq and is a predicted model, not a curated record. Gene Ontology annotation, cellular component: Golgi apparatus; trans-Golgi network transport vesicle; membrane. Gene Ontology annotation, biological process: negative regulation of protein localization to cell surface. NCBI's taxonomy places the organism in Eukaryota, Metazoa, Arthropoda, Insecta, Lepidoptera, Gelechiidae.